Molecule: messenger RNA, 2873 nt
Organism: Halichondria panicea
Lineage: Eukaryota; Metazoa; Porifera; Demospongiae; Suberitida; Halichondriidae
Product: cilia- and flagella-associated protein 69-like
Exons: 22
Coding region: 81-2765 (894 amino acids)
Biological process (GO): positive regulation of flagellated sperm motility
Cellular component (GO): sperm midpiece; non-motile cilium
Source: RefSeq, a predicted model, not a curated record
GUUGCCAUGGAAACCAAUGUCGUCCACCAGGCUGUGUUUUGCAUUAGUUGUUGUACUGUGACUGCACUGAGGAUCAGACAAUGGCUGAGGAAGGGCUAGCAGAAAUGGAUAAAAUCAAAUCUUCAGUGACCAUCCAGAAAGUGACAAACAUCAUAAAGAAUAAGCACACUAGUGAGAUGAUCGAGAGACAUGUGAAGGCUCUGAAAAAAAUAUCGCAGAACAACAAGACUGGAUUUCUUCUCCGUGAGCUCUACAACUUAUGCCAACUUUUCUCGACAUGCUCAGAGCGAUUGCACAGAACUCCAGAAUACAUUGAGCCCCUCUGCCAACUGGUGGAGCUUUGCAGCCUUCCAUUCCUAAAAGAAAAGAUGUCUGAUGAGAACACAUACGCACCUCAGGUCAUAGAGACACUGUCCUGGUUGGGAAGGCUGGCCAAGGGCAAGAGUGACACAUUAAGAGGCCGAGUGGCUAAGGCUGUGGCAGCGUUCUAUUCAGAGCAACCCAAUCACGCUCUAAAACAAGGCCUUCAAAUGACUAAGCUGACCUUCAAUGCUGCUCUAGUGGAGAGGAGCGGAGUGGCCACAAGUCUAGUAGAGGCUGUCCCGUUGUGUGCUGAUUAUCGUGUGAGACUGGACAUGUUACGUACACUCCAGUUGCUCUCAUCCACACCCACCAACUCCAAUCACAUACUGAGUGUGGGUGGGGCUCAGAUAGUGUGCGACACCCUCUCCCUUCACGACCCUGACCACCAAUUACUAUUCACUUCCGUUGAAAUACUGUGGAACUUGCUAGAGAACGGCUCACAACUGCAGGUGGCGUCUCAGUUGAGCAGCAUUGACUGUAUCAGCAUUCUGAAGGGUGUGUUCUGUGAGCUUAUGGUGGAGAGUGACAAGGGACUGCAGAACAGACAGCUCAGGAAUGAUAUGCUCAUGAUAUGCUCCAGAAUCGCACAGCUCUGCCCUGAUGCUCCCUUUGUGGAGACUGGCUUUCUGAAGGAGCUCUGUUAUUUUGCCUCAUUUUCUGAUGAAUCCAGUGGUCAUCACCCCUCCUCCCCCUUACGUUUCACACGGGAUCACGAGGAUUUUGAGCUCAAGAAGGCGCUCAUUUGCCUCCUAACCUCCCUGGCCUCUAACGGAGGGCCAGCUCUCAGAGUAUUGUCUAAAGAGAAAACACUUCGAUCCCUACUGUCCUACGUGGGGCCUAAUGAGAGUAAUUCGCAAUGGAACCCUGCACAGUUUGAAGAGCUUCAACUGCUGGUACUGUCUAGUCUGGCCACCCUGGCCCCUCAGUGUGUGGAGGACUAUAUGCUCUGUCAGGGAAACACCAGGAUACUCUUGUUGAUAGAGUGGUGCACUCAAGAACACGGAACAUUCAAAGGGCACGGCAAUAGUUUCCAUGGUGAUAGUGGUCGUGGCAAUCGUCUCUCUCAGCUGAGGUACUCGCUACGUCUCCUACUGAGCAUGUGCAGUGGAGGGGAUGAAAUGAUCACACGUGACCUCCACGAACAAGGGGUCAUCCCACUACUGAUUAGCAUCCUCAAGCGACUGUUUGAGUCUGACCAGAGCAACCUUCCCGUACUCCUCGAGAUGCAGGCAGACAUUCUCCUCAUCACAUCCUCCGUCUGUGAGGUAGACAUGCACAGAAAGGAGUUGUUUGGUGGCUAUGGUGGAGUUGCACUGGUGAUAAACUAUCUGAAGAGGGAUAUAGGUAACUUUGGCUCUGGGCUGGGUCACCAUCGCCUCCUCUUGGCUGCCACUGACUGUGUGUGGUGUGCUGUGGUGGGCAACCCCAUGGUGGAGGACAUCUUCCUGGAGAGUGAGGGAAUAUUUGUACUGCUGGACAUUCUACAGGUGUGUCCAGUCAACAUGCAGAGCCUAGUGCUUGGAGUACUGGUGGAUCUGUGUGAGAACCCUAAGGCCAUAGCUCAUGUUGUCUCGUGGCGAGGGUCUGGUGACAAGGCAGUGUGGUCAUUACUGGCUGAGCUCUGGAGGAGGGAGGAGGGAGAUAUGGAGGUACCCAGGGGAACCAUCGGCACUCUAGCAGGCACAUCCCAGCCUCUGAUGGGUGUUGAGCAGAGCACGUGUGGAGUGGCCCCCCUCCCCACACUCACACCAUCACCUGCCAUCACUGACAUUACUGAGAAUAUGAGGGCCAAGAUCUACGCCCUUUGCUGCAAGAUGGGGUUCCAGUAUACAAUGGAGGGGUUGCCCACUGAAGACAGAGUUACACUGUGUAUCGUUGAGAGCUAUCUCGACUUCAAGUCUGGUGAGGUGUGGUAUGAGGUGGCUGGGGAGCUGGCUCAGGAGGGACUGAGACCAGUCACCCCAGACCAGGAGUGCCUCACCAACAUCCUCCAGACACAUGAGGAGAAGGCAGAGGAGACACUCAGAAUACAGGGUGAGCUCAUCGAUGAGCAGAAGAAGUGUGAUGAGGAUGAUGAACAUCAGUUCUAUGUUAAGAUCAACCAGUCACAUCAGGGUGAGGAGAAAGCUAAGAGGGACUUCACUGAUUUUUUACAGCGGACCUCUAACUACAAAUCAUUACAAGAGGCAAAGCAGAAACAGAUCAGUGCUCUUGAUUCAUCUGGCAGGAGCAAUGUGGCUAUAGGGAAUCAGUUUCACAGUCUGGAUCAACCAGGGCUCAAUGUCACUACAUUCUGUGGCCGUCAUGUUUCCAUUGCAACAACUCCAAUGAAGCUGCUGACUGAGAACAUUGUCCCCACCUCUCCUCGUCAUGUGACUGAGCACACGGCUCAUAUGUCAUGAUGAUUGGAGAACUAACUCAUUUUUAACCACCAUGGACUCAAUUUUAUUAUCUGUUUCUGUCGUAUGCAUGUAUUUAUUGUGUGAAUAAUAUAAAAUAUGACAACAUUA